AUGUCCACGUCCCUGCUGGAGCUUGAUGAUGUUAUCCGACGCUAUGCCUGGAGCCUCCUCAAAAAAAAAUCAAACUUUAUUCGACGGGCUUUUCUCAGCGAAGAAGACUACUUCUGUGAGAUCGACUGGUCAGCACUAAGCAUUGAACACAAGCUGGUCAAAUUUGCACCAAAGGAAAAAGACGGCACUCUGAUUGAAACCAACUGGGGAAAGGUGACAGUAGGUUCCAGAUGGGUGUCGCUGUGGUCGUGCGACUUUGACAACAAGGCCAACAGCAAGCAGAGCCACACUUUCAGAGGCUCCCGAGACACCACCACUUGGGUGGACGUUGACUUGACUCAGUGCUACACCAUUAAUAAAGAGGUUUCUGUUGAGGUCAAUAUUCCGCCAAACUUCAGCAAAUUUAGGGCUGGCAGAGACAACUGCUUGAGCCUAAACAAAGUCAAAGGUCAAGUUUUCAAAGAAAAGUUGACUUGGGAGGUGAAUUCUCAGGUUGAAGUGUUGCCAUCAUGGAGAGCCCGUGCACAACUCUUGGCCAAGGAGGAAUGCUACUCUAUGGAGUUUGAGAUUCGGACAACACUCUUUAACCCUAAAGGCAUUGUCCCAGUAACUUUCAAGAGAAAGUCUGACCAGCGUACAGGCUACAUCGUGGAAGUGGACAACCUGCAAGAAGCCUUCAACUUGGAAGAGGAAGGAGGAGUUCUCAAGCCAGAGGAAAAGCUGUGUGUCGAAGUGUUAAUGGAAACCAUUGUAAACAAAGAUGGCGAGGAGAGCUCAGCAGCACAUCCUCAGAUCAUCACCAAGGGAUCUUGCAUCUGCCUCAGCUGGUCAGACCAGAAGGUGGACAUGAAGACGACCCCACUGUCAGUUGACGAGACCAGCUAUGACGCCGAUGAUAACACUAGCAGUAAAAUAGCCAACAACAUUAGCGAGAAACAGUUUACAAUCAAGUCGUACUGA
Molecule: messenger RNA, 960 nt
Organism: Candidula unifasciata
Lineage: Eukaryota; Metazoa; Mollusca; Gastropoda; Stylommatophora; Geomitridae
Source: the annotation of a GenBank genome assembly